GAUUCUGGGCUUCAACAGCAUCUCAUUUCUUCACUUGCUGUCUAAAAGUUCCGUAUGAGAUGAUGAUUUUCCCGGCGAUGGCUUGCUUCGCGCCAAAACCGCCCAUGCUCUUCUCCGCUCCGGCGUUGAAUCCCCGUCUGCCUCGCACCUCUCCAUCGAUCCCUCCGGUCUGCUCGGCUGCUCCGGCUGAUGCUGUGCCGGACCCUGAAUCCAAUCGCAUUCCCAUUUCUGGAUCCCGUGCCCGACGGCGGAAAAAGGAAGUCAGACGGAGUGCCGAAGCCAGUGACGAGAAGUUUACGGCAACGAUUCCGCCGAAACCGAGGCGCGGGCGGCGGAGCGAGGCGGAUGCCGUCGAGGAUUUUGUGAGAACCUCCCUCGAGCGUACGUUCACCGCAAUACGGGAGCAAAACCCAGAGGUUUUCGAGAACAAGGAGAUAGCUAAUUUCAUCAAGGAGAGAAGCCCGCGAAGUGACGAUGCAGACGUUGGUGAUGAUGAUGAUAACGAAGAAGUAAAAAAAAUGGUGGUGGAGGAGGAGGAUCCAGAUUGGCCGCUAGACACGGACGUAGGGUGGGGAAUCAGAGCAUCGGAGUACUUCGACACGCAUCCGAUCAAAAACGUUGUCGGAGAAGACGGGACUGAGAUCGAUUGGGAAGGGGAGAUGGACGAUUACUGGGUUCAAGAGAUCAACUGUCUGGAAUGGGAAAGCUUCGCAUUCCAUCCUAGCCCCCUCGUCGUCCUCGUAUUCGAGCGAUACAACAGGGCCAGUGAUAACUGGAAGACAUUGAAGGAGCUGGAGAAAGCGAUCAAAGUAUAUUGGGAUGCUAAAGAUCGAUUGCCCCCUCGGGCAGUUAAAAUUGACCUAAACAUCGAGACAGAUUUGGCAUACGCUCUUAAAGCUAAAGAGUGCCCACAAAUUCUGUUCUUGCGGGGAAGCCGGAUUCUGUACAGGGAGAAAGAAUUUCGCACUGCAGAUGAAUUGGUCCGUAUGAUCGCACAUUUCUAUUACAACGCCAAGCGACCUUCAUGGAUCGACAAGGCUAAUGUGUAUCCCUUUCAGUAGUUGCACUGCAUCAUCGGAUGAGGAACAUCCGCUUGAACCGUGUGGAUACUGAUGUUUCAAUCUCCUGUUUAUGUUGUUCUCUUUUUAAGUUAAGUGUGCUCCAUCCAUGGCCAAACGUUUGUUGUAUUAGAGAACGUCAAUGCGUGUGAGAAUAGACGGGGAGACGGGUAGGGAGUAGAACGCUUAAGCGUUUCUCUGUUGGAGAUCAGAAAUGUGUGUAGUUUUACUGGGCCCAUGCUCCGAGUGGCGUAGUGCCGAAAGAGCCCAUGACGCUGGCCCAGUCUCAUGGGAAUUAAUAUAAUAUAUAUUUAAUAAUAUAUGGACAUCGAAAUUGUGUAUU
This is a messenger RNA of Tarenaya hassleriana, 1401 nucleotides long. RefSeq lists its product as uncharacterized. The record is from RefSeq and is a predicted model, not a curated record. Gene Ontology annotation, cellular component: chloroplast stroma. The coding region runs from base 60 to 1061 and encodes 333 amino acids. The transcript is spliced from 5 exons. Lineage: Eukaryota; Viridiplantae; Streptophyta; Magnoliopsida; Brassicales; Cleomaceae. Gene Ontology annotation, biological process: regulation of DNA-templated transcription; chloroplast organization.